Neurospora hispaniola is the source of this 1793-nucleotide messenger RNA. RefSeq lists its product as uncharacterized. The transcript is spliced from 2 exons. Gene Ontology annotation, cellular component: spliceosomal complex; nucleus. NCBI's taxonomy places the organism in Eukaryota, Fungi, Ascomycota, Sordariomycetes, Sordariales, Sordariaceae. Gene Ontology annotation, molecular function: zinc ion binding; RNA binding. The record is from RefSeq and is a predicted model, not a curated record. Gene Ontology annotation, biological process: mRNA splicing, via spliceosome. Bases 164 to 1669 code for a protein of 501 amino acids.
AAUUGGUGGCGCCGAAAAAGCACGUUUCAACAACCUCUGUUCUAGAAAUCAUCCUAGUUUUCCAAUUCACAAUUCUGCAUCCCGACACGACAAGUCCGGCUCUUCUUCGCGCAUUUUCACUUCUUAUUGAAUAGGGGGAUCCGCGGGUGUCACAUUGGUCAACAUGUUGAUAGAAGAGCAGAGAUACAUCCACGAGGAUCUCGAACGCCUCGAGCAGGGUAUCGCGGACCGUUUGCGCGACGAGCCAAAACAGAUUCAUGAACGUCUUAAUCGUGACCAUGAGGUGUCCCAACUCCUCGACCAGAUCCAACACCAGUCCCGUGAGCUUCUUCCCCUAUACGAGGACAAGUCUGGAGUGCGCUCCAAGGAAAUCCUGCAGAUUGGCAGUGGUGACCCCUUCGAGGAAUUCUACAAACAAGUAGCCAGUAUCAAGGAACAUCACUCGCGGUACCCAAAUGAGCAAGCCGAGAACUCGGAAAACUGGUACCGGCCGCGGAAGCAGGGCGACGAUCAGCCAUUUUUGGUGGAAAGCAUGUUCUCAGGCGAAGAGGCAUACGGCCGUUUCUUCGAUUUGCACGCCAGCCACGAAUCCUACCUCAACCUUCCCAACGUGAAGCGACUCCCGUAUAUGCAGUAUCUUGAAGUUUUUGACAACUUCCAACCCGGUUAUGGUGGAGUCAAGCGGGCCGACAAGUUGACCGACCAAUAUUUCAAGUACCUCGGCGAGUUGAUGGAGUAUCUGGAAUCCUUCAUUCGACGUACGCGACCACUCGAAAAUCUCGAAAAGCUGUUUGGUGGCUGGGACAAGGAAUUCGAUUCGGCUUGGGAAAAGGACGAAAUUGAAGGUUGGCGCAAGGAGAAGCUGGCGGCCAAGGGCUCUGCGACAGACCGGACUCUGAGCAGCGCUGACGCGGUUUGGUGCGAGGCAUGCGAGAAGGAGUUCAAGAACGAAAACGUUUACAAGAACCAUCUUUCCGGCAGGAAGCACAUUAAGGCCGCUGAGGUGUUGGCGGCGAUUCACGGAGAGUCGGCCAAUGGUACAUCAAACGGCACGGUUGCCCCGCUAGCGCAUCGCCUCAAGGAACGGGCGGUCGCUGAGAGGGAGUACCGCAUCAAGAAGCUUGCCGGCGCUAUGAAGACGGAGCGGGACGACACAAGAGUGAACGUUGAACGUAGGCAGGGCAUGACGGAGCGUGAGCGGCAACAAGAGUUGGAGAAUCUCUACAACACCACGUUCAGAAGGCAGGCUAAGGAGGCUGAGGAAGACGAGGAUGAUGGCGGAGAUGAUAAGAUCUACAACCCGCUCAAGCUACCACUGGCUUGGGACGGAAAGCCGAUUCCCUUCUGGCUUUACAGGUUGCAUGGUCUGGGCCAAGAGUUUCCCUGCGAGAUUUGUGGCAACUUUGUCUACCGCGGCCGGCGUGCUUUUGAUAAGCACUUCAACGAGACAAAUCACAUCACCAACCUGAAGCGUCUGGGCAUCACAAACACACAUCUGUUCCGAGACAUCACGUCUAUAGAGGAGGCGGUGAGGCUCUGGAACAAGAUUCAAGGUGACUCGAGAAAGACCAACGUCGAUGAGGGCUCGAUCGUGCAGAUGGAGGACGCUGAGGGUAAUGUCAUGCCAGAGAAGGUAUAUCUUGAUCUGCAGAAGCAGGGUCUGCUUUGAGAGGUGUUAGAAGAUGGAUGAGAUAGGUAGAGGAUUUUAUGCUUGAUAAAGAUCACAACCGCCCAUUGAGCCGAUAAUAUAAUACCCAAAAGUUCUUCCGUUCACAAUAGAGCUACGAAUUCGG